UUGUAAAGAACAUAAUAAGAUGACGAAUAUUUUAAAAAGUGUUGAAAAUGAAGGGAAGGAAGAAGAUAAUGGCUUGUUAGAUUCUGGCAGAGAUAGUGGAAUAUCGAGCGAUUCGCCAAGAUAUCAAGAAACAAAUGCAAAAUUAAAUCAUUUGGAAAUCCAACUUGAGAGAAUUGCUUUAUCUUCUCGCCAAGAGCUACAAGAAGCAAAAAAAAAGUUAGAGAAUUUAAGAUUUACACGUCUUGAAGAAAAUGUGUUGCCAAAAGAUGAAAUAAGUAACCUGAAGAAAACGACUGGCAAAGAGGAAAACAAGUUAAAUUUUAUAGAAAAACCACUAAACAAUUUUGCAGAUCAGAAAGCAUUGUGUUUGAGGAAGCUAUCCGAUCUGGAAAAGGGACAAGUCAUAGGUAGCGAGAUUACCAUGCUUCAAGAGCAAGAAAUAGCCCAACUCGAAGUGAAGUUAAAAGAACACGAAUUAGAACGAUUUACUAUGUCGCAACAACUCGAUCACCAACGUAAAUUAAUAAUAGAAAAGGAUAAACAACGACUGAAACAGCAAGGCGAAGUUUAUAUCCUUAAAGAGAGGAUGUCGCAGUUAGAAGAAACAAAUAUGUUCUUAAAAACCGAAAGUGGAGAUACGUUGGAAAGAUUUAGAAAUUCUGAAAGGGAGGUGAACACUCUGAAAAAGGAUGUGGAGGUGUUAAAUAAGGAGUUAGAAAAGUUCAAACAUGAAUCCAGCAGUUCAAGGUUAGAAAUGCAGCAAUUAAAAUCAUCAAAUACACGUUUAGAAGAUUUAGUUGUGAGUGAAAGAACACAAGUACAAGACCUACAAGAACAACUAAGAAGUCAAAUAAAGAGGUAUCAAAACCAAGAAGAAGAUUUUCACAAACGAGAACUUUUGCUACAGCAGGAUCUAGAUCACGCCUCUUUUAACGAAUCGAAACUUUCAGAGAAAUGUGAGGAACUUGAGCAACUUUAUCAUACUACGCGAAGAAAAAAAGACGAGCAACAUUUUGAGCUGAAACAGUGCCAAGAACGUGUUAAGGUUCUAGAAGAAGAGUUGAACGAAAUUGAAGAGCAGAAGGCUAGACUGGAAGAUAGUAUGAACGAAAUGCAACAUGUUUUGAAGAAAUACGUUUACGAAGAGGAGAAUAUGGCAAGUUCACCAAGAUAUUCGCCAAAAUUAGACCUAAACUUGACAAGGACAAUAUCGCCUGAAGCAAUGAAUGAUUACUUCCAACGGAACGCAUCAAGAACGAGCCACCUGCAACUCGAAGUGACCGACCUUACUACACAAAUACGCAUGGAACAACAAAUCAUGGCAGAGUUAAACAGCACUGUCGCUGAUGUCAAGUCGCAGUUAGAGAAAACUCGGGCAAACUUGAAAAUGACUUCGAAGUUAAAAGACACUUUGGAAUUGGAGUGUGAUAGAGCAAAUGAGACGAUACGAAUGCAAGAAAGAGAAUUACAACGUAAAUCAGAAGAAAUUUCACAUCUCCAAGAGAGACUGAAAGAAUUUGAAGAUCGUGUCAUGUAUUUGGAAAGUGAACUCACCAAGUCUACCAACGACAACACAAAAUCGGCCAUGCUUUACAAAGAAGAAAGAAAGACACUGAAAAUCAAACUACAAGAAAUUGAAAACGAAUACCAUCUCUUGGAUUCAACGAAAAAGAGGCAAGAAGCAAAGCUGCAGGACGAGAAGUCAAGUCUAAACGAAGAAAGAAGGAAUAAAGAGCUUCAAUGCGAAGAAUUAAAAAAAGAAAAUAAAGAUAUAAAGAAAGAAAUGGAAAACUUAAUUGAAGAUAACAAAACGUUGGCGCAAAGGUUAAUCCAUUUAGAGACUUAUUCCGAAAAACUUGGUUCCGUGGUAGAAAAGCACCAAGCUGAUAAAGAUAAAUUAAAAGAUAAAAUUCAAAAAGAAAUGCGAAGUCACAAAACAGUGUACGAAGAAAAAAAUAUGGAAAUUUCAAGUUUAACGCAAAAAUUGCACGAUAUGAAUCGAAGCAUGCACGAGAAAUCGACCCAAAACGAAAUGUUGGGAGGUAAAAUAAAAAAUGCUAAAAUUGAUCGCAAAAACCUAGAAAAUCACAUUAAAACUCUAACUAACACGAAUGAAGAAUUGCAAAAUAAAAAUAAAAUUAUUAACGACGCUCACACAGCAGCCGAAAGAAAAGCGAUAUCUUUACAAAGUGAACUUAAAGAAAUGGCGAGACGUUUCGAUGGUCAAAACGAAAACAUCGAUGAGCUGUUUGCGAAAAUGACUUUAAUCGAAAACGAAAACAAGACUUUACGAGAUAACUUUACAAACGCUGAAAAGCGUUUGGAGUUGAAAGAAUCUCUAAUAGUCGAAAUGACGAAGAAAACAAACGAGGCCGCAGAAAAUUACAACGCCUUGAAAUCUUCAAUACGCCAAGCUGAAUUGGAAGGGCGCGACCACGAACAGAGAAUGUAUACUUUACGAAACGAGAAUAUGUCUUUGGAAAAGUCAAUGCGAGAAAUAAGCGAUGAAAACGCGCACUGGCGGGAGCAAGUUUCAAACAUGCGUCGAUUGUUGUCGAAAACAGAGGACGAAAAAGAGAAAAGUUUCAACGAAGCUACGUACCUGCAACAUGAGCUCGACUCAGAGCGUUUGAAAAUGAAACAAAAAAACGAGCAAACGAACAAAGAACAAAAGGUCGCUAUCAGCGAAUUGCAAUCAAAGAUUUCAUCCUUGAAAGACGAAUUGACCCAAGAAAGAAGAUUAAGGCAACGUCUAGAAGUGUUGUACAACCAACGUGAUGGUCAAGUGAGUAAAUUACGGAACACUUUUGAUGAAUCGUUAAAUACAAUAACAAACGAUACAAAAAACAUCAAACAUAUACUCGGAAAAUCCCUUAAAAAACUCGAUCGGCAGAUUUUACAUAACGAUGGCCUCGUCACUGAUUCCGAUUUUACCGAAACGGAUGAUCAAUUCUUAUCUCCUGAAAACAAACAACGUAGUCGAUACCAACAUUACAAUUCUGCAAGUCGUCGAAGUAAAUCGUUAGAACCGUCCGUGGACACACUGGGCGAGAGAAAUAAAGUUCGAACACCUUCACCUUCGUUCGAGUCACAUGAAUACGGAAAAGACAAACUGCAUUCCUCCGUGUUGCUACCCUCUUCGAAGCCUCAACUUUUGAUGCGGGAAUACAGUAGUGGAAAGUCACCACGAGAUUCCACACCAAAGAAUAGACGUUCUUAUAAAAGGGUUUCUAGAUAACAUUUUAUAGAUUUUUAGGUGCAAGUUUUUAUUAUAUUCUGAAAAAAAACGAAAAAAAAAACAACAGAAAAUGCCCCCGUGAUAGAUUUCUUGAGGUCCAAUGAGUUUGAUGAACUAAAUAAGAGAAUAAUAAACUUUCACGAUAAUUUAACCUCAUAUUUCGUAAAAGUUUCUUCCGCAAAGCACGCCAAAAUUGCUUAACCGAAAAAGUUUAUUCUCGCGAAAUGUCAAAAGUACGGAAAAAACGCAAAAAUUUAACAUACCGUAAACUUCCAGUCAAAAAGUCUAAUGAUUUAGUAAUAAAUUGCGAUUUUUAUUGUUAAAAUCGCAAACCACAAGAAUUUACUUCCGCGAGGUAUAAAAACUCUCGAAUCCGCGAGAGUGUAUUCCUGCAAAAGACUUAACCACAAAAGUUAAUUCCCAAAAUCUAGAGGCGUUUUAGAUACUGAAAAUUGUAACCAUAUUCGCAAAAAUUUAUGUACACUAAAAUUACCUGGAAAGGUUAAUUUGCGAAAGUUAAAUUUUCGCGAGUUUUAUGGUGGUGGUUGCUUAUUAUGUCCUUCUGCUUGAUAGAGUUACGCCUUGUUAUUUCUUGUUUUUUGUUAUUAAUAAACUUUUGGGAUAAAAACGGAAACUAAAUUUCUUAA
Messenger RNA from Hydractinia symbiolongicarpus, 3885 nucleotides. Its product is annotated as myosin-11-like. The record is from RefSeq and is a predicted model, not a curated record. Bases 20 to 3238 code for a protein of 1072 amino acids. The transcript is spliced from 10 exons. NCBI's taxonomy places the organism in Eukaryota, Metazoa, Cnidaria, Hydrozoa, Anthoathecata, Hydractiniidae.